This is a messenger RNA of Formica exsecta, 2107 nucleotides long. RefSeq lists its product as uncharacterized. Lineage: Eukaryota; Metazoa; Arthropoda; Insecta; Hymenoptera; Formicidae. The record is from RefSeq and is a predicted model, not a curated record. The transcript has 2 exons. The coding region runs from base 778 to 1368 and encodes 196 amino acids.
CAUUAAUCCGCCUGAAACGUACUAAAUUCGAUUUGACUAUUUUCAAUCGGUUUUAAUACCGCAUUUUCGGUGCAGAAAUCCCGAUCGAUUCGGAUUACAUUUUUAAAAAUCCGUUUUAAUCGAUCAUUUUCGGCAGGGUUGCUUGCGCAUGUGUGCGGUGUUCGUAAAAUAUCUUAAAUGGCACGCUUGCUAAAGACUUUAGAGAUAUCUAUGAAGAGAUAUCAUAAAGAGUUCUUCUGAAAGAUAUCUUACAAAAAGAUAACUUACUGAUAUCAUUUCUAAGAAAAUUUAAUUAAGUCUUUAAAAAGUCCUCUUAAAGAGCUCAUCCUCUCAAUAAUGCUCACUGGAAAACAUCCUGUCAUAAAUGUAUAGAAUAUUUUCUUAUCUUAUUUAUAGAGGACAAAUAUAUGAGUGUACGCGAGGGGUAUAGAUGGUGGCUUAAGAGAGUGCUUCCUAAUUAACAUAUUUUUAAAUAUUAAAGAUAUUUGCAUACUACUAAGUAUACUUAAAAAGCUCUUUUAAGAGCUAUUUAGAAGAGAGAGAUAAGGAGAGGAGCAGUAGUUCCUGUUAAAGGUGGAUCGGAGAGUGCAAUUAGCCGAAGAGGAAUAUGAGGUUAGAGGUAAUAUAGUUGAGGAAAGAAAUGGUGAGUACACUGGAACGAUAGAAUAAAGAAUACUACUAGAUAAGAAGUCCCAGGAAAUAAAUACAAAGGAUCUGAAAGAUAAUGUUAUAGUAAAUCAGUUAAUAGAUAUAAAGGUACAAGAAUUUGAUAAAUUCAUGUUAGACUAUAGAAAAUCAUUAGUUUGCAGUAACGAAAGAAAAAGGAAAGUAGAUAAAGAAUUAGGAAGUGGUGCAAUAAAGAAAAUGGGUAAGAAAACGGCAAAACAAAGUACUUUUAAAAAAGAUUUAGUAUUAAGGAAGAAAAAUCAGGAAGAAAAUGACGAAAUGGAGACAGAAGUUUAUUUAUCGGAAGGAAAAACAAAAAAAGAAAUUUCCAAAUAUGCUGCUAAUGAAACCAUUAUUGAGUCUAAUGCAAUCAAAAAUAACGGAAAUGAUAGUGAUAAUUAUAUCAUAAUUGAUAAAGAUAAGAUUAUUAGGAAUGUAAACAGAUUAGUGAAAAUUCAAGGUAGAUUAGUGUUAGAAGGAAAAGGAACAGAAAAGAAGAGUCUAGAACAAAUAGAAAAAGUUAACAGAUUUGCAUCAAGUCAUAGAGGAAAUAUAAUUAUUACAGCUAAGCUUAAUCCAAGGAAAUGCUCUACGAAGGGAGGUAGGAAUUUCCUACGUAUUAUAGAUAAGGUUAUGGAAACAAAAGUGAGACCAAUAAAAGUGGUAUUCCACGCGAUGAACAAGAUAUAUGGUUUGACAUAAUAGAAAGGAUCGUAAGAAGAAAAGGAGUUAUUUCAGACUGGGACAUGUCAUUACAAAGAUUUGGCGAAGCAUUGGAUGAUAAAAAUAAGAUUAUCUGUGCUGAAAAUAUAAGAAAACGUGUAUAUAAUAAUGAGUUACAGGUAUAUGAAUGGAAAGAUACUAGGAAUAUAGUCGUGACUUUUGAGGAUAAUAAACUACCAGAACAAUUAAGUAUUUACGAAGGGCUGACUAAUAUAAGAGUAAGACCAUACAUCCCAACGGUUAAGCAAUGCUACAAGUGUUAUAAAUAUGGGUUAAGCAAUUUUGCAGGAAAGAGUAUAACAUAUGUGCCCAGACAGCACAAGUAUGUUCUAUAAACAUUCAUAGAAUAACAUCGGAGAAUGUUUGAAUAUUCUUAGAAUAUUAUUACAUGAUACUUCGGAGUUUUUGUGAACCUUUAAUGGAACAUUAGAAGUAGACAAAAAGUCACGUAUUGUGAAUGUCCUAUGAAUAUUCUAUAGAAUAUUCUAUGAAUAUUCAAAUUACUUCACAUAAUAGUUCCUUAAUAAUUCUUUAAAUAUUAUGAGAAUAUUCUUUGGAUAUUAAAUAAACUUUUAUAGAACAUUCUGCGUAUUUUGAUAGAAUCUUUUUAGGAUAUUCUAUGAAUAUUUGGAUGAGCGAGUAUAGGUAAUGAAAGAAAAAAGAUAUAGAUACAAAUAAUAUAGAUUUUAUAUUAUAUAGUUAAUAUAUAUAUUAUAUU